UUGAUGACCUAUGACCAUGUGGAAAUUACCUUCAGUGACAUGGAGCCAAUUCCAGAGGCCUUCAAAGGAACCAAGAAAGGGAGUGUUUUCCUGACUCCCUACAGAGUUAUCUUUGUAUCAAAGGGGAAGGAUGCUAUGCAGUCUUUCGUGAUGCCCUUUUAUUUGUUGAAGGACUGUGAGAUUAAGCAGCCUGUCUUCGGAGCCAAUUACAUCAAGGGCACAGUGAAAGCAGAGGCAGGAGGUGGCUGGGAAGGAUCUGCCACGUUCAAGAUGACCUUUUCAGCUGGGGGUGCCAUCGAGUUUGGGCAGAGGAUGCUGCAGGUGGCAUCACAAGUCUCCAGAGGUGAAAUACCCAGUGGAGCUUAUGGCUAUUCCUACAUGCCAAAUGGAUCCUAUGGCUUUGCACCACCUGCAGCCAAUGGGGGCUUCCCAUACCCACCACCUCCUCCUGAAUUCUAUCCUGGCCCUCCUGUGGCUGAUGGAGACAUGGGCUACAUGCAGCUCCCACCCCCACCAUACCCAGGGCCCAUGGAACCCCCUGUGAGUGGUCCAGACCUGCCUUCCACUCCUGCAGCUGAAGCUAAGGCUGCUGAGGCUGCUGCCAGUGCUUACUACAGCCCAGGCAACCCACAUAAUGUCUACAUGCCCACGGACCAGCCACCACCUCCUCCAUACUACCCACCAGAGGACAAGAAAAACCAAUAAGCUGACACAGAACUUUUCCAUGACUCAUUGCUUUCUUACUUUCCAUUUUGGCAAAAUUUUGGGGCACAGUCCAUAGCACUGCGGAGCAGAGCCUUCCCCCAAGGCACAUUGCUUGCAGGGGCUCUAGGAGGAGGUCUGUGCAGGGCAAGGGGAGAGAUUUCAGCAGCCUGGGUCACC
Molecule: messenger RNA, 882 nt
Organism: Acanthisitta chloris (rifleman)
Lineage: Eukaryota; Metazoa; Chordata; Aves; Passeriformes; Acanthisittidae
Gene: WBP2
Product: WW domain binding protein 2
Exons: 7
Coding region: 4-705 (233 amino acids)
Biological process (GO): positive regulation of DNA-templated transcription
Cellular component (GO): nucleus
Molecular function (GO): chromatin DNA binding; transcription coactivator activity
Source: RefSeq, a predicted model, not a curated record